This is a messenger RNA of Guyanagaster necrorhizus, 821 nucleotides long. RefSeq lists its product as uncharacterized. Lineage: Eukaryota; Fungi; Basidiomycota; Agaricomycetes; Agaricales; Physalacriaceae. The record is from RefSeq and is a predicted model, not a curated record. The transcript has 3 exons. The coding region runs from base 352 to 648 and encodes 98 amino acids.
GCCACAAGUAUGCGGGAUGCAGACAAGUUGGCCCCAGUUUUUGCUGGGAUAGCUCAAAAUUGGAAAUUGAGCAAUCCCGACACAGCAGCGUUUAUAUGUUCGCUGGAUGUUUUACCCACAUCAGAUAACACGGAUGGCAUGUACUGUUGCAGUGCCUUUUCUUAUCGAGCGAUACAUACGCAAGGCCUUGAAGACACAAAAUGAAAUGAAACGUCGAAAUUGGUCCGUUUUGCGGUAUCGCCUCGCCGUGGCCACAUAUUCAGAAAUCAGCCUGAGCUCGUGUUUCUGCGCUCUGAGGAACGCCGUGUACAGUUGGACAUAGGGACGGCAAUUAGGGCGCUUAAACGUCGGAUGGUGACCACUGACGAGGAUGGGAAAUUUCUUGACCGAUUCAUCGGUGGUGGGGAUGGACGGAUCGAAGAGCAAUACACUUGCUGCCCGCACUGUGAAUGUGCGAUGCUGGCGGCACUCCUUCAACGGUGGAAGAAGCACCAAAGUGCUUCAGUCAUCGGGGUGUCGAAGCUGUCUUGCUUCGGCUGCCGCUUAUUUUUCACAGCUUACAGGGAUGUAUGUAGUCAGUUACCAGGAAUUGACUGGCCUCCAUCCUUUGUCAUGACCGGAGCACACAACAAUUUGUACCUCCCAUAGAUUUCACUGGAUUUAACAUCUAUCGAUUCUGUUCUACAUGCUGCAGUCCCACAACGCCUCUUAAUAUUAGCACAGAAUGCGUCUAUAGCGCCAUGUCAAGUCAAAUUGCCGAUACUCGGAGAGUACCACACAUUCUUCAGAGGACGACAUGUAUUCGGCGGAAUUGCCUCUUG